ACUGUCUAGUCAGUAGAGUUUUAGACGCGUUACCGGACGUUACGUAGGCGGCACUAUAAACGAAAAGUCGCUAAGGAAAUCGUGUGUUAAGUGAAAGUAAAAACGGAAAGAUUUCCAUUGUUGCAAGUGUUCUUACUUUACCAAGGAUCAUAGAGAGAUCUUUCAUAAAUAAAUCAAAAUCAUCGUAGAAUCUUGUGAUAUUGUGUGCUAAAUAUACUGCCAGUGGCUGGCAAUUAAAAUAUUUAAUUGCUUGUGAAAGAGUUAAUAACUAAGCUGUCAGCGGCGACCUUGGCAGUGUGGAAUAUAGAUCUUAAGAUAAACGCAAUGCAGAGUGUUUCGGUUUUAGGUUGUCUUUGCCUCGGCCUGAGCUUAAGUUGGGCCGAUCCCCAGUUGAAUCUGCCCACUCCCCAACCUGAGAUUUUCUACAAUGGAUACACACCAAAUGUGGCCACCACUCCCGCCCAGCUUCGAGCGGAUCGGGAUCGCGAUCAGCGCUAUGGACCUCCGUACUCCGAUGAGGGGAGAAGUGGCAAUACCGACGAUGGACUGGACGACUUUAGGUAUGGCCAGACAAAUGACGAACGCAUGAGGAUCGGAUACUCCUAUCCCUCGCCCCGCCAGAACUUCAGUGACUCACCGUUCAGUGGGGAUAGGUAUUCCAACCACAACUACGGCCCCGUUUCCAGUACUACCGAUCGUACCUACGGCAAUGAUCCCAAUCUAAAUAACCGAUACUCGGAUGUGCCCUAUUCGACUCAAGGAGAACGUAAUUUCAAUCCUAACGAUCAGUUCAACUACAAUAACAAUCCCAAUGUGGAGUUUGUGGGCAUCAACAAUCGCAAUCGCUUCGAAAACCCUUUCCUUCCGAAUCAGGAUCGGUUCAACCUGAAUCAAGGUUAUUUGGAACGUCAGCGGUAUCAGCAGGAUCGUCGUUAUCAACAGGAGUUGGAGAAACUGCGUAUUCUUUUGGUGGAGUCCGAUCAGAAAGGAUCGCUGGAGUGCACCGCCAAUGUGGCUGCCCAGUGGAAUUUCGAGACGAACGUCAACGAUUUUACCCAAACGGAAGCGCUUAAUGCUCAGCAGAGAUAUGUUGAGUUCCAGCGCAUCACUGCCGAGCAAUCCAAACGGAUCAACAAGGACCUUAUCUUUGAUCGACGUUUGUAUAGACAGCUGAUGCUGCAAUCUGAAGUAGGCCCCAAUGCUCUGCCUCUGGAUGUUUUGGACAGGUACAACCGACUGCUGAAUGAGAUGCUAUUCCUGUACAACAGCGCUGGGAUUUGUGCCUACCAGCAGCCCUUCCAGUGCGAUCUUCACUAUAUUCCCCAGCUGAAGGACAUCAUGGCCAAGAGCAGGGAUUGGGAUGAGUUGCAGCACACUUGGGUGGAGUACCACCGGAAAGCGGGACGUGGGAUGCGAGAUAGCUAUGAGCAGUUGAUCGACGUGAUGCAAGAGGUGGCCUAUGUGAAUAAUGUAACGAAUGGCGGAGAGUACUGGUACUUGGGCUACGAAUCGGGUAACUUUCGUCAGGACAUGGACAUUGUUUGGGAGCAGAUUAGACCGCUUUACGAGGGAUUGCAUGCGUAUGUUCGCCGGAAGUUGAGGGACUAUUAUGGUCCGGAUCGCAUCAACCGCAUAGCUCCAAUACCCUCGCACAUUCUGGGCAACAUGUACGGCCAGUCGUGGUCCAAUGUGCUGGACAUUUUGAUACCCUAUCCGGGCCGCAAGCUGAUCGACGUCACUCCGCGUAUGGUGGAGCAGGGCUACACGCCGCAGUUGAUGUUCCAGCUGGCCGAGGAGUUCUUCACCUCCAUUAACAUGUCCGCCGUGGGUCCGGAAUUCUAUCGAAACUCCGUUUUUGAGCAGCCCUUGGACAGGAGAGUCUUGUGUGAGCCCUCCGCCUGGGAUUUCUGCAAUCGACACGAUUUCCGGGUGAAAAUCUGCACCGACAUUAAUCAGCGCAGUCUGAUUAGUGUGCAUCAUGAGAUGGCACACAUUCAGUACUUCCUGCAGUACCGUCACCUUCCCAAAAUCUUCAGGAAUGGCGCCAAUCCAGCCUUUCAUCAGGCUGUGGGCGAUGCCAUUGGCCUCUCAGUAUCCACACCAAGGCACUUGCAGACCCUGGGACUCCUUCAAAGGUCCCUCGAUGAGUCCAGCUACGAUAUUAACUAUCUGUUCACAAUGGCCAUUGAUAAGGUGGCCUUUUUGCCUUUUGCUCUGUCUCUGGACAAUUGGCGAUAUGAUGUCUUCAGUGGCAAUGCGAAUAAACGAACUAUGAACUGUCACUACUGGAACUUAAGAGAAAAGUAUUCUGGUAUAAAGCCUCCAGUAUUGCGAUCGGAAAAGGAUUUCGACAUGGGAGCCAAAUAUCAUAUACCAGCAAAUAUUCCCUACAUCAAGUACUUUUUUUCCACGGUUCUGCAGUUCCAGAUCUAUCGAGGUCUGUGUCGCGAGUCUGGCCAGUACAUCCCAGGCGAUCCCAGGAAGCCGCUGCACCUGUGCGACAUUUACCGUCAGCCAGCGGCAGGCAAUAUUCUCAAAACCCUUAUGUCCAAGGGCGCCUCGCAGCCGUGGCAAGAGGUCCUUGAGGAGACAUUGAGGGAUGGUCGCCUGGAUGGCAGUGCCCUCCGUGAAUAUUUCGCUCCUCUUGAGGAAUGGCUCCGUCAGGAGAAUCUGAGGACGAAUGAGUAUGUGGGAUGGAACUACGAUGGCGACUACUGCAAACGCAGCAUCGAGACUGCCGGUCUGCAGAUCUUUGGAGGUUACUACAACGGUGGCAUGGGCCUAGGAUCAUCGAUUUACCUGUAUUCUCUGACCUUGUUAACCAGCUCUUUUUUGAGCUUACAAUUCUUUUGAAUUCCCAGUAUUGGCGAGCCUAUGUUAAGAGCCCCUAAACAAACAGUCAGACAAAAUGUUGUUCCACUUACUACUUCCGCUUAUUCAAGUCGCACCUAUAACCAAGUUGAACUUGAAUCAAUGCCAAAAAAAUACACACACAAUUCUAAAAUUAAAUAAACGAAUAAUAAAAAAAACGCAAAUCUGACAAAUUGCCCGACAGGCUGCACCCUAAAAAUUGCAACAAAACAGAUAAUAAAUGUAGAAGAUUGAUC
Molecule: messenger RNA, 3107 nt
Organism: Drosophila gunungcola (fruit fly)
Lineage: Eukaryota; Metazoa; Arthropoda; Insecta; Diptera; Drosophilidae
Gene: Ance-3
Product: angiotensin-converting enzyme
Exons: 9
Coding region: 325-2853 (842 amino acids)
Biological process (GO): proteolysis
Cellular component (GO): plasma membrane
Molecular function (GO): peptidyl-dipeptidase activity; metallopeptidase activity
Source: RefSeq, a predicted model, not a curated record